Molecule: messenger RNA, 2382 nt
Organism: Sordaria macrospora k-hell
Lineage: Eukaryota; Fungi; Ascomycota; Sordariomycetes; Sordariales; Sordariaceae
Source: RefSeq, a predicted model, not a curated record
AUGGCACAUCCCAAGCCAAACAUCAUAGCUCCCGCCGCAUCGAAUGGGCAGUACCAACACUUUGUCCCCCAAUUUCUUCUCAAGAACUUCGCCAACAGGGUCCCCAAGGCACCCAAGACACCCAAAGGAACUUCAAAGCCGAAGUAUGAGAAGGGCAUGUUUCCAGGAGACCUGGUAAUCAACAGCCUCGAUAUGACCCAGGACUCCGCCGUCUUCAUCGAGAAGCCCGUUUCCAGGAUCCUUGGGCAAAUCAACAUGUACGACGACUUCACGAAGCCGGACAAAGAGCGGAGACACGUUGAAAAACUGUUGUCCAAACUUGAGGCUCAGGCAGCCCAGAUCAUCACCAAGGUUACCAAAGCCUUGGAAGCCAAGGAGCCCACAGUUCGUCUCAUGUGGGAUGAACGCUCCCUGCUCCGCAAGUUUCUCUUCCUCAUGAGGUAUCGCAACAUCGGGUUCUACAAGCGCUUCCACCACGAAAACGCAGCCGAAUACUCCGAUCAGGACCGCGAACAGCUUCGCGAAUACAUGACCGAGAAUCCUCAGUUCAAAACACCCAUGGAUGUUUGGUUGAAUAACAUCAAGACCAUCGUCGAGCUCGAAAUAGAUCCAGACUUCAAGUGGGCCCGCGAAAUCGGCAAACAUAUGUAUCCCGACGAUGCUCAAUGGUUCCUCUACAAUCUCCAAUGCAACACAAUGGCAUUUUGCGUCCCAUCGAACCCCGAAGAUGAGUUCAUCCUCACUGAUAACAGCUACACGGUCUCCGACGAGGUGCAGGUGUUCGCUCGAAACGUCCGAUCGGACCGUAUUGAGACACUUGCGCGGGCACCUUUUCACGAGUUUGCGCCAGUAUCCCCCAAGCUCAUGAUCGUUCUUCGCUCCCACUUUUUGUCUGAGCCACUAGAAGACAACAUGCCGGGGAUCAAGGCUAGAAGGGAAGCCAAGCGAGCCUCUGCUUUUGAAGGAUUUGGCCCUGUUCAGAGUGUUCUGGAGGACCUUCCCGUCGGCAAACCACACAACAGUCAUCUCAAGCUUGUUGGUAAUCUUCUUUGCCUUCGAGAAGGGGAAGACGGCCGCCAGAGAAGAGAGCACAGCUAUCUCUUCCAUUUCUUUUCGGUUGAAAGCCGCCACGUCCACACGAUAAAUUCGAUUCUUCUAGAUAAAUGCAUAAACUGUACUAGUAUCAUCUUCAACUCCAAAGACGCCUUCGGAAAGACACUCGAAUGGUAUCUGACUGCCCCGUUGGAGUACGGCAAGACAUUGAUCGGGGAGAACGCAGAUUUGCGUGAGAAGAUUUUGAUGAAACUGGAGGCGGUUUCCCGGUCGCUUGGUUCGAAGAAGGAAACGGAGUGGACAAGGGUCAACAACUGUCAUGUGGCUGCUGACCACGAGUACAGUCGACGUGUUGACCAGCAAGUGAGGAAGAACUUCAACAAAGUUUUAAGUGGCAAGAAAGCCCCCACACCACCAGAUAUAAACAGCUUUGAAGGUAUCAGCGCCGUCAUCGAUGAGGUGAUGAAACAACCAGGGGCGACACACGACGGAGGUCCUCCUGGAUUCAAUCCCAGAACCCAAUACCGGAUGCUAGGCGGUUCUAUCCAUACUGCUCACAAGGACAAAGAGCAAGCUAUCUUGAUGAUGACGCUGCGCAUCAAGAUUGACCACUGGUCGCGCGGAGUAGACGAGGAAAUCCGCCAUCAUAACCGACAGAUACUUAUCGCCGAGUACCUACGAAUGCCCGCUCGAAGACUAUGGAGCUAUAUGCAUAUUGUCAGGUACAUGUACUUGAGUGAUACAUACUUCAUACCCAUUAGACUCAAGCCUGAACAGCCGGAGGAUGCUGUCAUAUAUGCCAAGGAUUUGUUCCAACCGGACAGGUUGACUUCGUUGAUUUAUAAAGCUUUCACGUAUGAUAUUGAAUGUCGCAAGUUCCCCCAUAUCGAUAUAUGGGGUGAGCUCACACCCGACUCAAAAAACACGGCAUUGAUGAAAGUGUUGGCAUUCGAGGUUCAAGGUACCGAAUCCAUUCUCAAUUGUGGAAUUCCCACCAUCGAAAACCUCGCCGCCUCUCUCGUCUCCCAGACUCCCUUCGUCGGCAUGGCCCUCGGCAUCUGGUCCCGGAACCCGCGAAACCCCAACUAUCACCCGACUCCAUCCCCGGACUUCGAGUCCAACCUCGACGCCGCCCUCGACCUCUUCGACAUCCUGCACCGCACCGAGCUCGCCCUGCGCGUCAUCUGCCGCACCCGCUUCCUGGGUAUCAUGGAAUCCGAGCGCGUCCGUCACGGCUUAACUCCAAAGACGCUGCAAGAUCUGCAUAAAGUCUUCUUCACCGCCGUUUAUCCCACCCCACCAGACGAUUGGAGGUAUCGCCUCUGGUGA